GGCACAACACGGGCGCUGUCCGCGCGGCCGGAAGAUGCUGCCAUCCAUGCUCUCAAAAUCAACAGCCUCGCCGUCUCCGGCACGCCUCUACCGCCUCCUCCCCGUCUCGUCCCUCCAAACGAACAGCCAUCUCCGGCCUGCACCCAAUGCCGCAUCUCCUCCACCUUCACCUCCUGUCCAAAACCCCGCCUUCCUCUCUCCUUGCCCAUAUCCGUACAACCACAACAACUACGCCACCAUCCUCCGAUCCUGCGUCCUCUCCAGAGCCGUCCGGCCCGGUCGGCAGCUCCACGCGAGGCUCCUCGUGUCGGGACUUGGCCUCGACGCGGUCCUCGCCACCAGGCUUGUCGAUCUCUACGCGUCCUGCGGCCUUGUGUCUGUCGCCCGUCGCUUGUUCGACGAAAUGCCCAACCAGGGGAACGUCUUCCUGUGGAACGUGCUCAUCCGUGCCUAUGCGCGCGACGGGCCACGCGAGGCGGCAAUAGAGCUGUACCGCGAGAUGCUGGCCUGUGGCAGCAUGGAACCAGACAACUUCACGUAUCCGCCGGUUCUCAAGGCGUGUGCUGCACUCCUGGACCUGGGCGCUGGCCGGGAGGUGCACGAUCGUGUCAUGCGCACGAGUUGGGCCGCAGAUGUGUUUGUGUGUGCAGGCCUCAUCGACAUGUAUGCCAAGUGUGGUUGCGUGGACGAGGCUUGGGCGGUGUUUGAUAGCACCACAGUUAGAGACGCUGUGGUGUGGAAUUCAAUGAUUGCAGCAUGUGGGCAAAAUGGGCGACCAGCAGAGGCGCUCGCUCUGUGCCGUAACAUGGCGGCUGAAGGCAUUGCGCCAACAAUCGUCACUCUGGUGAGUGCGAUAUCAGCUGCGGCUGAUGCAGGUGCGCUGCCUAGAGGGAGGGAGCUGCAUGGGUACGGUUGGAGGAGAGGGUUUGGAUCACAGGACAAGCUGAAGACUUCCCUUCUGGACAUGUAUGCCAAGAGUGGUUGGGUUACAGUGGCGCGUGUUCUCUUUGAUCAACUCUUCCACAGGGAGCUUAUUUCUUGGAAUGCCAUGAUCUGCGGAUUUGGGAUGCAUGGCCAUGCUGAUCAUGCAUGUGAGCUGUUUCGAAGAAUGCGGAAUGAGGCUCAAGUGAUGCCUGACCAUAUUACUUUUGUUGGGGUCCUAUCUGCUUGUAACCAUGGAGGAAUGGUACAAGAAGCAAAAGAAGUAUUUGAUCUGAUGGUGACUGUAUAUUCCAUCAAGCCGAUGGUGCAACAUUACACCUGCCUUGUAGAUGUUCUUGGUCACUCUGGUAGGUUCAAGGAAGCUUCUGAUGUUAUUAAAGGAAUGUUGGUGAAGCCAGAUUCAGGGAUAUGGGGUGCACUGCUAAAUGGUUGUAAGAUUCACAAAAAUGUUGAACUAGCUGAACUAGCCCUGCAUAAGUUGAUUGAAUUGGAGCCUGAAGAUGCUGGUAAUUAUGUGCUUCUAUCAAAUAUAUAUGCUCAGUCUGGGAAAUGGGAAGAAGCUGCAAGGGUGAGGAAGCUGAUGACCAAUAGAGGCUUGAAAAAGAUAAUUGCUUGCAGCUGGAUCGAAUUGAAAGGGAAGUCCCAUGGGUUUCUUGUGGGUGAUGCUUCUCAUCCUAGAUCAGAUGAAAUAUAUGAAGAGUUGGAGCGAUUGGAAGGUCUCAUCAGUCAAACUGGCUAUGUGCCUGACACCACGUCAGUUUUCCAUAAUGUGGAAGAUGAUGAAAAGAGGAACAUGGUACGGGGCCACAGCGAGAGGCUGGCCAUUGCAUUUGGACUCAUUAGUACACCCCCUGGGACAAAGCUGCUUGUGACAAAGAAUCUUCGAGUAUGUGAGGACUGCCAUGUUGUCAUCAAGCUGAUUUCGCAGAUUGAGCAGCGUGAAAUUAUCAUAAGAGAUGUUAACCGCUACCAUCACUUUGUAAAUGGUGAAUGCUCAUGCAAAGACCAUUGGUAACUUACACUAGCAAGAGGCUUGUUGAACACUAUCUAUUCCAUGGAAGUUAAAAUGUCACAAUGGUAAUCUUAUGUGAAACACAGACUGUUGAGCCUUGGGAACGCGAACUUCAGUUUUUCUCUAAGGAACAAUAAGUGUCCAGAGAUCACAGAGGCAAUUCGAUUUGAAGAAGGCCAAAUUUCUACUGAUAGGUCAAUUGUUUUCCAUAUGAAACUUGAAGAAUACCUUGCUGAUAUAAAGGAAGGCCACGUUUUUGGUCCUGUUCGUGCAGUGGCCUAUACAAAUUAGUUCCAGACACGUGGGCUACCUCAUUCAUUCACACAUUCUAGUUUGUCAGUGUGCUAUGGAUCGUGAGCCUUCCAUUGCUGACGUUCAUAGAUAUAUCUUUGCCGAAUUACCUGAUCCUAGUGCUGAUCCAUUAGGAUUCUCCCUGGUUCAAGAGUUUAUGAAUACUCCAUAUGGUCCAUGUGGUUCAGCUAAUCUAAAUAGUCCUUGCAUGAGAGAUGGCAAGUGUUCGAAAAGGUAUCCUAAGUCAUUUAUAUCUGAAACAGCUUUUGAUGAAGCUGGCUACCCACUAUACAGCACAGAAAAAAUGGUAUUCUUGCAUAGAAAGGGAAUGUACAGGUAGACAAUCAAUGGGUUGUGCCAAAUAAUCUAUCAAUACUCAAGAAAUACCAGGCACAUAUUAAUGUUGAGGCCUGUAACCAAACCUAUCUGAUCAAGUAUCUAUUCAAAUAUGUUAACAAAGGAUUUGACUGUGCAUAGAAUGAGGUUGAAGAAUCGUCAGUCAUCUGCUUCAGAAUCUACAAAGGGUGACAGUACAGUAGAUCAAGAAAAGACUAGCUCUGAUGGUAUGGAUGAAAUUGCUAAAUAUAUCAAAUCUAGAUAUGUUCUUUUUUUUUUCUUUUCGCGACCGGGUGUGUGCCCGUAUUUCAUUAAGAGGGAAGCAAGUACACAAAUGAGCGCAAAAACUGUUCCGAGGCGAGAGGCCUCACAACAAGACAGAGGAGAGACCUAACCACUACUGAAAGGAGACAAGAAUCUAGAUGUAUGUUUCUUGCUGUGACGCCACCUGGAGGCAGGUUUGAAAUUCAUGGUAAAUUUCCUCCUGUUAUAGUGUAAGAGUAAACUGAUCUGCAGAGUGUUGUCGAUGAUCCAGAGGCAAUUGUAUUGGAGAAAACAAGAAUCUCAUGAAUUUUAAGCAUUUGAAGAAUAUUUUGUAAAAGACAUUAAUGGUCAGACAUAUGCACUGAACACCUGAAGAGUCAAAUAUGACAAUUAUUUUUUACCAGA
Molecule: messenger RNA, 3250 nt
Organism: Sorghum bicolor (sorghum)
Lineage: Eukaryota; Viridiplantae; Streptophyta; Magnoliopsida; Poales; Poaceae
Product: pentatricopeptide repeat-containing protein At4g21065
Exons: 3
Coding region: 35-1957 (640 amino acids)
Biological process (GO): RNA modification
Molecular function (GO): zinc ion binding; protein binding; RNA binding
Source: RefSeq, a predicted model, not a curated record